Molecule: messenger RNA, 3735 nt
Organism: Drosophila melanogaster (fruit fly)
Lineage: Eukaryota; Metazoa; Arthropoda; Insecta; Diptera; Drosophilidae
Exons: 6
Coding region: 414-2630 (738 amino acids)
Cellular component (GO): membrane
Source: RefSeq, marked reviewed
AGACGUCUCGCCCAGCUGCCAAAAAUCUAGUGCGGAUCGGAAAAAGUAGACACAGCCUGCGGGAACCUGUGCUUUUACCUGUGAAAAUUAAUCGCAUUCUCAAUUAGCAAAUCGCCGGAAUCCAGUGACUGGUGCUUCGGGAGCCACAAUGCUGGCAGCCAAGUUCAAAGGGCAGCCAAGACGAUGACAAGUGGCCUUUGUACACUCAAAGUCGCGAAAAUAUAUGCACGGCCAGCACGCAGGAUACAUACAGACGGAGCGAAGGCAAAUCUGCUUUUAGGUCACACAAAAGGCUCUCGCAGCAGCAGGACGAGCAUCAAUAGGAGCGAGGACCAAGGAGUUCCAAGAACGAGCCAACAACACCCAAAUUGAUGACAGCCGAUUCGAGCCAAGGGAAUUGAUCAGCAGUCGCGAUGCCCUCUCGUCGCGGUGGUGGUGGCACCACCAAGAGAAAGCACUCGCUGGGUAACCUGCGACGGGCUCAUCCCGCCUCCGGAGCCACAUGGAACGUCCAGGUGGUGCGGGGCAAGAUGUCCUCGAAGUGCCUGUGGCACGCCUGUCGAGCCCUGAUCCUGGGUCUCACUCUGAUGCUCCUCGGCGCCGGCAUGGCCACUUUGGGCUACUACGCGGAUCACCUUUCGAUGGGUUCCGAAUUGCGUGGGAAUGUCACGGUGCGGGUGAAGAACGACCUCAAGGGCUUCCAUCUGAACAACUUCGCGUAUGUGGGCCCCAUUGUCAUGGGUUUCGGAGGCUUCAUUGUGGUGGCCUCCUGCGUGAUGACCUUCGAGGCACGGGACUCCGCCGCUAAGGUCGUUCCAGCACGGUUGAGAGCUGGAGGAGGCGGCAGCAGCAAGAAUCCCUCGCGGAGCAACCAAGGAAGCUCCGCGUCACAGCGUCGCGGGAUGGGUGCCCAGUACCAGUCGAGUCGUUGGGAUCAGCACUUCGGUGUGUUCCGCUCCUCGCCGGGCGAUCCUCACCAGCAGCCGCAGACCGCCUGCAUCUCCACCACACAUCCGCAUCAGCAUUCGCAUCCGCAGCAGCCAUUCGAUCGCGAGGCACUCACCGCCGAACUGGUCCAGUUCUCCAGGUCACUCAGUGCAUCCAAUCGCUUUUGUCCCCAGUGGCGCCGCCUUUCGGGGGCUGGUUCCGCUCCGGAUUUGUCCGGAUCCCAUGCUCAUGCUAAUACCACCAACUCCACCAAUGCCACAAACCACCAAAACCCAACCACCACAGUCACCACUAAUUACUACAAUUUGCUCUCACUGAAUCGAUUGUCGCCGUUGGAUUGGGAACUGUAUUGCUCGCACCGCCGUCACCGUCGUCACCAUCACCGCCACUCGCACCACCACCACCACCACCACCACAAAUCCUCAAGCAGCAGUGUGCGGCGGGUGCGCCCAGUGCGACCGGGCUUGGGAGCGGGAUCGCAACCCUCCGGUGGAGGCGGAGGAGGAGGUGGAGGAGGAGCUGGCUCCUCUUCGUCGGCCCGGAUCAUCAGCAAUUCCUCCAGCCUGAUCCAGAGGGCCACCAGGGAGUGCUCCCUGCUCCAGCCACCAGCUGCUAGUCGUGUCUACUGGCAGGCCUCCUCCUUUGACGGCGGCAGUAAUCAUCCGCCCGGAUUGGGCAUGAGUUCCGGCGCAGAGAAGCGCAGUGAGCGGAACAAGCGGUCGGACACCGCCAAGCGGCACGUUCUCUCCCGGCAACGACCCAUCGAGCAGGAGGAGGCACGGGAUCACAGUCGCAGUCCGCUGGGACACAGGCGGAACUCUACAAUGUCGGACUCCUCGUAUAGCGGCCGCUGGACGGCUCGCUGUGCCUCCAUGGCCAGUCGAACAUCCAGUAUCGAGUCUCGGCGUGUUCAAGUAGAUCUUCAUAGUCCCGAAGUGAUGCCCAAAUCCAUUCUCCGUUCGCCCAAGCGCUACAGCUCGGGUCCAUCGGCCACGCCUUCCGUGGAGAAGGAGUUUCGGAGUCAGUUAUCUGUAUGCUCGGAGCCACCGCCACCGGUGCGCCAGCUGUCGGGCCAAUCCAGCAUGGAGCCAGCCGUUCCCGAGGAGAGUCUGGAUCAGUCGGAGGAGCAGGAGGAGACGACACAGCCCAAGGCGUCCUACGAGGAGAUCACCGAACUGCAGCACCACACGAGCAGCUUGCCGCCGAAAAAGGCUCGUCCGGGAUUCCUGCCCCUCGCGCGCAGCGAGCAGGAGGAGGAUCCGAGGCCAGUGGCCAAUCCGCUAUACAGGAGCAAUAGUUCCCGCCAGUUCUACAGGCCCAAGAAAGGUGUUCCAAACGAGCGGGAUGAUUCCGUUUUCUACAUACGGUCCAUGGAAAGGGGAUUGGCUGAAAACGGUGGGUGUGGCAGUGCGGAUGAGCAGAGGUACGAUUCACUGAGGGUCAUCAACGAGAGGAGGACCACUUUGCUGAAAGCCGACUCCCAGGGCUCCUUGGGAUCUGCGGAGCGAAAGUUGAGCAGCUUCUCCCUCAAAAUGCCGGAGAUCACGGAGCGGGAGAACUCGAUUGAGAUCGAAAUAGAUGCGGAUGAGUUGCAUCCAAGUACCCCGCCUUCUCCACCCCCGCCUCCGACACAGCCGGGCAAUUCCCACACAACUGAAUCAAUCCAGGAUCAGGAUCCCUAGGAUCGAAUGGAUACACCCACUUCUUAGCGUUUAACCAGCAGCCAUCGACAAUUACUUUAGCAACUCGAUUGAUGUUUGUAUAUGUAUUUUUGUGCGUGUGCGUGUCGUUUAUUUUUAUAACCCCUAGAUCGUAUCUAGAUAAGUGUUAAACGAGUAUAUAUAUAUAUAUAUAUAUAUAUAUACCAGCAAUUAUCUCUGUGUUGCCUCGGGCCUAAGCAAUCAACUAACGAACUAACUUCAACGACGUCUAUUAACUUGAUAAACUGAUGUUAUUAAAAAUAUAACUUCAGUUGCGAUCGAAAUAAUUAUAGCAUGAAACGUAGAAGGAUUGGUGUGCAUUUUUUUUAGAUUUCCUCCAAUAGUCUCAGAUUUAUUUUCAGACAUAUUUUCCAACUGAUUAAGGUUGUUUUUAGUUCAUAUUUCAAAGAGCUGAAAAAUCAAACGAUCUUUUUGAAUCAAAAUAAAGCCUAUUCUUGGAAGCGCAGUUGGUUGGAAAACACAUAGAGAUAUUAUUUUGAUCGCAGCUGUCGUCACUAGUCUUCCUAUUGUUAGAAUAUGAGAUAUAUCACGUUAUUACGAUCCCAUAUCUGGGGCCGAAAUGUCCCGUUGGGUGUACCGUUGUUAUCAAUACUAUUUAUCGGUUAAUGUUAAUGCUAAUCUCUACGAGGAUGUGUACUCACAACGAUCUAAAUACGAGGGCGUGGCCAAAUAAAUGCCAGACUUGUGCAUACCCUGUAAAAAGUACAAUCAGCUUAUAGUAAAGACUGAUUAGGCAAAUUGAUUUACAAAAUUGGUCAAUGGCGAAUGGAAAACUAGUCAAUGAAAAGCAAUCGGAACACGGAUUAAGUUCGAUGCACAUAUAUAAUUAGUUGUACGCUCUCAGUGUUAAUCCCCACAUUACAGCAUUAUAUGUACCUAUACGAUUAUAUAUCUGAGUGUUUAUUUGUAAUCCAUGCAAUUACAAUGUUUCUCGUUCCAUAAUAGAUGUUGAAAAUCCCACAGCAAUCCGAAAAUUCAAAAUGCCCGAGUUGGUUUAAAUGGAAGGCCGAACACGAAUCUCUGUUGAUGUGCAGCGAAUUUUUGUAUAAUUGUUCAUUGCAUGUUU